AUGAGAGAACCAAGAGGUCAUUAUGACAUGUUUGGAGGAUUUCUUUUAGAUCCGACCGAGGGCGGAGAUGCCGCUGCCCUGUUUAUGAACCCCAGUGGCUAUACAGAUCAGUGUGGCCACGGCAUGAUUGCAAUAGUCACUCUUUUGAUUCAGCUUGGAAAACUACCCCAAGAACGAUACCGGUUGAAGCCAGAUUUGAUGCAAGUUAGACUGGAGACAACUGUUGGCAUUUUAGAGACAGAGGCAUGCUGGAAUGGUGAGAAAGUCGAAUUUGUUAAAUUUAAGAACACGCCUGUGUGGAUACUUUAUAAAGAUUUGACCAUCAAGUCUUCCUUUGGUCAAAUUACGGGAGACAUUGUUUUUAAUGGAGCAUUCAACUUUUUUGCAGAGUUUGACUCAGGUCAGCUUCAAGUGAAACCUGAAAACUCAGCUCGUAUCAUGGAGCUUGGUGGAGAGAUUAAACAAACUAUACAAAGUAUGGGAUUGGAAAUAUCGAAUAAGGACUUUCCCCAAAUUACGGGACUCCAUGGUGUUGAUUUUAUAAACUUGAGAAAAAAAGAUGCAUCAGACGACUCAAAGCCAAAUCAGAAAUCUGUUCUUGUAUUCGGCUGUAAGCAAAUUGAUCGUUCGCCUUGUGGAUCAGGGACCGCUGGAAGAGUAGGCUCCUUAUUUUUAAAAGGAAAGAUUUCCUCAGAGCAUUACUUCGUCAACGAAUCCAUCAUAGGUUCGAAGUUCAAGGCUAGAAUUGUGAAUACAACAGUCAAAGCUAAUAGAGAUAGCAAGCCAGCCUGUAUUGUCGAGAUUCAGGGCCAGGCCCACUUGCUUGGUAGAACAGAAUGGUGGCUUGACCCCGACGACGUAAUUGGUUACAACGGAUUUAUUAUACAUAGAUAA
Messenger RNA from Ogataea haglerorum, 894 nucleotides. RefSeq lists its product as uncharacterized. Lineage: Eukaryota; Fungi; Ascomycota; Pichiomycetes; Pichiales; Pichiaceae. Bases 1 to 894 code for a protein of 297 amino acids. The record is from RefSeq and is a predicted model, not a curated record. The transcript has a single exon.